AUGUCCGGCAGAGGGAAAGGAGGCAAGGGCUUGGGAAAGGGCAGAGCAAAGCAUCACAGGAAGGUUCUGCGAGAUAACAUCCAGGGCAUUACGAAGCCUGCGAUUCGCCAUCUCUCUAGAAGAGGUGGCGUCAAAAGAAUCAGUGGUCUAAUUUAUGAGGAGACCCGUGGCGUCCUCAAGAUCUUCCUCGGGAACAUGAUUCGCGACGCCGUGACUUACACCGAGCACACGAGGAGGAAGAUGGUGAUGGCAAUAAACGUUGUUUACACGCUCAGGAGGCAAGGCAAGACUCUUUAG
Molecule: messenger RNA, 297 nt
Organism: Malania oleifera
Lineage: Eukaryota; Viridiplantae; Streptophyta; Magnoliopsida; Santalales; Ximeniaceae
Product: histone H4-like
Exons: 1
Coding region: 1-297 (98 amino acids)
Biological process (GO): nucleosome assembly
Molecular function (GO): DNA binding; protein heterodimerization activity; structural constituent of chromatin
Source: RefSeq, a predicted model, not a curated record